Messenger RNA from Choloepus didactylus (southern two-toed sloth), 1590 nucleotides. RefSeq names its product dopachrome tautomerase (gene DCT). The coding region runs from base 16 to 1590 and encodes 524 amino acids. The transcript is spliced from 8 exons. NCBI's taxonomy places the organism in Eukaryota, Metazoa, Chordata, Mammalia, Pilosa, Megalonychidae. Gene Ontology annotation, cellular component: melanosome. The record is from RefSeq and is a predicted model, not a curated record. Gene Ontology annotation, molecular function: dopachrome isomerase activity; oxidoreductase activity. Gene Ontology annotation, biological process: melanin biosynthetic process from tyrosine; positive regulation of neuroblast proliferation; developmental pigmentation.
CCCAAUUGCAAAGCCAUGAGCCCCAUUAGGUGGGGGCUUCUGUUCAUUUGCCUGGGCUGUGGGCUCCUGCCUGGGACGUGGGCUCAGUUCCCCCGCGUCUGCAUGACAGUGACCAGCCUGGUGGCCAAGGAGUGCUGUCCACCUCUGGGUGUGGAACCAGCCAACGUCUGUGGCUCACAGGAGGGCCGCGGCCAGUGCGCGGAGGUGCAAGUGGACACCAGGCCCUGGAGUGGUCCUUACAUCCUGAGGAACCAGGAUGACCGCGAGCAGUGGCCAAGGAAGUUCUUCAACCGGACCUGCAAGUGCACAGGAAACUUUGCUGGCUAUCAUUGUGGGGACUGCAAGUUUGGCUGGAUGGGCCCCAGCUGCAAUCGGAAGAAAACACCAGUUGUUCGUCAGAAUAUCCAUGCCUUGACUCCUCAGGAGAGAGAGCAGUUCUUGGGUGCCCUGGCCCUGGCGAAGACAACCACACACCCCGACUACGUGAUCACCACACAGCACUGGCUGGGCCUCCUUGGGCCCAAUGGAACCCAGCCACAAAUUGCCAACUGUAGCAUUUACGAUUACUUUGUGUGGCUCCAUUAUUAUUCUGUUAGAGAUACAUUAUUAGGACCAGGGCACCCAUACAAAGCCAUAGAUUUCUCACACCAAGGACCUGCCUUUGUUACGUGGCACCGAUACCAUUUGUUGUGGCUGGAAAGGGAGCUCCAGCGACUCACUGGCAAUGAGUCCUUGGCUUUGCCCUACUGGAACUUUGCCACUGGGAGAAACGAGUGUGACAUAUGUACAGACCAGCUGUUCGGGGCAUCAAGACCAGAUGAGCCAACUCUGAUUAGUCUGAACUCAAGAUUUUCCAGCUGGGAAAUUGUCUGUGAUAGCUUGGAUGACUAUAACCACCGGGUCACCCUGUGUAACGGAACCUAUGAAGGUUUGCUGAGAAGAAACCAAUUGGGAAGAAGCAAUGAGAGACUGCCAACCUUAAAAGACAUCCAAGAUUGUCUUUCUCUCAAGAAGUUUGACAAUCCUCCUUUCUUCCAGAACUCUAGCUUCAGCUUCAGGAAUGCACUGGAAGGGUUUGAUAAAGCAGACGGCACCCUGGACUCUCAAAUGAUGAACCUUCAUAAUUUGGUUCAUUCCUUCCUGAAUGGAACAAAUGCUUUGCCGCAUUCUGCUGCCAAUGAUCCCAUUUUUGUGGUUCUUCAUUCUUUUACGGAUGCCAUUUUUGAUGAGUGGAUGAGAAGGUUUAAGCCUCCUGUGGAUGCCUGGCCUUGGGAGCUGGCACCCAUUGGUCACAAUCGGAUGUAUAACAUGGUUCCUUUCUUCCCCCCAGUGACUAAUGAGGAACUCUUUUUAACUGCAGACCAACUUGGUUACAGCUAUGCAAUUGACCUGCCAGUCGAAGAAACCCCAGGUUGGAGCACAGUCUUCCCAGUGGUUAUGGGUGUGCUAGUGGUUUUGGUAGGUCUUUUUGCCCUGCUGGUUUUUCGUCACUAUAGAAGACUUCAGAAAGGAUAUACACCCCUGAUGGAAACACAUUUAAGCAACAAGAGAUAUACAGAAGAAAUCCAGGGUGUUCUUGGCUUACCUUAA